Molecule: messenger RNA, 2651 nt
Organism: Peromyscus californicus insignis
Lineage: Eukaryota; Metazoa; Chordata; Mammalia; Rodentia; Cricetidae
Product: zinc finger protein 282-like
Exons: 5
Coding region: 117-1817 (566 amino acids)
Cellular component (GO): nucleus
Source: RefSeq, a predicted model, not a curated record
CCCCAGGCUAUUCGUCCCAGACGGCCAUCCGAGCCUGGUGCGUGUGGGCCAGGAAGGGCCGUCUGUAGGGACGAUCGCAGCGGCGACUCUGGGACGAGGCAGCAUCGCGUGCAGCCAUGACCGAGGCGGCUGCUGCUCCGGACUGGCAUGUGGGAACUGACCUCCAACAACAGGUCCAGAUCCAGUCCGCAGAGAUCUCCCUUUUAGCCAUCCUGGCCGCUGUUCAGGCAGUGGAGAAGAAAACAGAAUCCCAGGCUGUCCAUCUUCAAAGCCUGGAAAUACGAACAGGGUCAGCUGAGAAGAGGCUGGCUGACUUUGAGAAGACAGCCAUGGAGCUCAGCAGCCAGCUGGAGGGCAAGUGGGCCGUGCUGGGGACCCUGCUGCAGGAGUAUGGGCUGCUGCAGCGUCGGCUGGAGAACCUAGAAAGUCAGAUGCAAAACCGGAACUCCUGGGUCCUGAGGCUGCCCCCUAGCAGCAAGGAUGAAGCCCCCAAGGUUUCUGUGACUGCUGAAGAGGUAGCUGGGUGUUUCCCCGAGCAACAGGAAGGCAGUCCGGAAGAUUGGCAGAAGGAGCUCUGCACGCACGGAGCCAAGGAGAGCCGUGAGGUGCUGGGCUCUCUGGAAACAGGCCAGCUGGAAUCUGUCCCAAUUGUUCUUCCCUGGAUCAAGCAAGAAGAAGAGGCAUAUGAGAAGAGCCUGCGGGAGACAAGCAGUGCAUAUCUGUGCUCAGAAACCUGGCUAGCUAACAAGAAAAGGACCCUGGAAGGAGAGUCCGUGGUACCAGAGUCAGCCUGGGCAACCGAUGGAAGAGCCAGCAAGGAGGACUUGGAGAGGGGAACCUGUGGGCAUCUGCUCCCUAUUUCCAGAGAGAGAGAGGUUGCCUCCCUCCCCCGAGGCUCUCAGAGUCAGCCUGUGCCAGCUCCUGAGGGCACUGAGAAUGGCCAGAACUUCAUUGUCAAAGAACCCGGCACUCAGCAUGAUCACCCACACCAUGGAGCUCAGUCCUUUGCCAGUCUCCAGUGCCCCCAGAGUGCCACACAGCAGGUCCCUCUCACCAGGAACCGGCGUGCACCCACAGCCCAGCGUGCCUACACCUGCAUCCAGUGUGGCAAGAGCUUCGUCCACCAGUCCACACUCACCACGCACUACCGCACGCACACCGGGGAGAAGCCUUACAAAUGUGCCGAGUGUGAGAAGCGGUUUGGCCGCCUGUCCACGCUGCUGGAGCACCAGCGCACCCACACCGGAGAGCGGCCCUUCCCGUGUGCACAGUGUGGCCGUCGUUUUGGGCGCCUGUCCACACUGGUGGAACAUCGGCGCACACACACGGGUGAGAAACCAUUUCCGUGCACCCAGUGUGACAAGCGUUUCACGCGCUUGGCCAACUUGACAGUACACCAGAGUGUGCACUCCGGGGAGCAUGCCUUCCAGUGCGCCCAGUGUGGCUCCUGCUUCACGCACAAGCCCAGUUUCCUGCGGCAUCUGCGCGGCCACUCUCAGGAGAAGCGCCUCACCUGUGGCCAGUGUGGCAAGAGCUUCACCUGCCGCUCCUGGCUGGUGCGCCACCAGGGCAGUCAUGCCCGCUCAGCCGCCUCUACUUACGUGACUUGUGAGAAGAGCUCACCAAGCCAUGAGUCACCGGCAGGUCUCCUUAAAGGCGCAGCUAGGGGGAAGUUUUCCAGUGACCCUUCUGGCUCACCCAGAUCCAAGGACACUAAGGCAUAUGGCAGAGGUCAGCAGCUCAGUGGCCAGGGUCAGGAAGGUCUGGUGGGGUCUCUGCAUAGUUGUCUCUCUGUAAAGAUGGAGAAUGCAGGGUAGCACCCCGAGAGUUCCCUAAUGAGGCCGCACAGGGCUUCUGGGUCCCCUUGAAUCCAAGCUGCCUCCUACGGGGCGCUUCUUGGGUCAGAUGUGUGGUGCCUGCCAUCUGCUAGGCCUCCCGGGGAAGGUUGUCUCCCUCAGACUGCAGGUGCUAAGUGCCCUGAGAUUCUUGCUGCAGGGAAGGCUCCAGCAUCAGGUGAAGGGAAAAGUGAAACGUGAGUAUCUGCCAGCAGCAGCAGAGUCCCCUGAGAUCCUGGCAGCUCCAUCACCAUCUCAGCGGUUUAGGCAGCAAUGAGCUUUUCACCAUCAAAGAGGUUUGGCCAGUUAGGAAUGCUGCAAUUUUGAAAAGUUGAGUUGCUCCACUUCUGUCUGGGCAACUCAACUCAAACUAGUUUCCAAGAUUAACCUAGGACAGGGCUGGGGAUGUGACUCAACAGUGUCCAUCUAGCAUGCAUGGAUGGAGCCAUGGUUAGAUCCCCAGCAUAAAUUAUGCUGGCCAUGAUGGCACAUACCUGUGAUCCUCAGAAGUUCAAGGUCUGUUUGGCUACAGUGUCCCUGUUUAAAGAAACAAAGUCUCCUUUAGGAGUUCUCAGAUACCCUGUGUCUCACCAGUGGCCCAUAUUUGUAGAAUAACCGCAUGCGUGUUCCCAAGGACUCCCACUGGAGGGCCUGGGACUCAGUGUCAUUGUCCCCACUUUGGAGGAAUGUGGGAAAACAGACCUGGGCUGCUUGCUCUGCCCUCUGGGCUUUGUCUGCGUCUGGAGGUGAUUUUUACCAAGAUCUGAGAUUUCCCAUAUUCACUUAAAACCUGUAAAUAAAGAUAUUUAUGAAGAA